AUCCAAAUUUUAAACACCAAGAAUUUGAUACAGAUCCAUUUUAAAAGAGUUUAAAGUACAUCAGGAAAUCUGGAAUGAUCUGAUUCUACUUUUGCUUUUAUUUAACAAAGUGUUUGUGUGAUUUAGUGCUGCUGUCUGUGAUAUUAUUGAUGGGGUGAAAUUUGUACUGGUCAUUAAUGUUGACUGACAGUUGAGACAGAGGGAGAUUUGAGAGAGAAUUGUAUUUCUAAGAUGAUACAAAACUCACUUGUUUUGAUCAACAUCUGCUUUCAGAUAAUAAAAUGGCCUUUAGAGUGAGUCUGUCUGAAGACUAUGACAAUAAAAAGGACAAGAGGUGAGUGAAGUUUAAGUAUUUUCAUGCUUUAACUAUUUCAUGUAAAUAAACAAUAAAUUAAUAGCAUGUUGUUGUUUUUUAUUUUUAAUCAAUCGGUCUCACAUAGCAAUGUGUCUCUGAUGAGAAACCAACCAAUGGAUUUUAAACAACACUGCAUGGAGGAAAACUCCUCUGAUGAGCCCAAUCUGUGUGAGAAAAAAUAUCCUGCACCCUGCAGUUGUGUGUCUAUGAAGAGUGAUCUAUCAAUGGAUCUACAAGCAAAUUUCAGUAGGGGAGACUCUUCUGCUGAUCUGAGUCAAAAACAGGCUGGACCCGAAUCAUGUAAUGCACAAAAGAUGGAAUCCAUUUUAAAGGAAGUUGAGCACAAAAUCAUCUCUGUAAUAAAGAAUGAGUUAAACAGUUUUAAGAGACUGCUGAGUCCAGAUUAUCCAGAAUGCUCCAAGAGAGAGGAUGAUGAUGAUGAUAGGAGUCACAGCAGAGUCAAAGAGAUGAUUCUGAAAAUCACAGUGCACAUCUUGAGAAAGAUGAACCAGACAGACCUCGCCAACACACUACAGUCCAAAUUGAUGCCUGUGUAUCAACAAAAACUUAAAUCCAGAUUAAAGGAGAAAUUUCAGAGAAUUCAUGAAGGAAUCUCCAGUCACGGUGACUCAAUACAUUUGAAUGAUAUUUACACAGAACUCUACAUCACAGAGGGAGGGAGUGGAGAGGUAAAUAAUGAACAUGAGGUUAGACAGAUUGAGACAUUGUCCAGGAGACCAGAGACACAACAAAGACCAAUCAAAUGCUGUGAAAUAUUUAAAGACUUACAUGGACAAGACAAACCCAUUAGAACUGUGCUGACUAAAGGAGUUGCUGGUAUUGGAAAAACAGUCUCUGUGCAGAAGUUCAUUGUGGACUGGGCUGAAGGAAAAGAAAAUCAAGAUGUUAAUUUCAUAUUUCCACUUCCUUUCAGGGAACUGAAUUUGAAACAUUUGAUCAAGAAAAAGAUCAGUCUUGUUGAACUUCUAAAUUGUUUUUACGAAGAAACAAAAAAGCUUAAGUUAACAGAUUUGAAUAUUUACAAAGUCAUCUUUAUAUUUGAUGGUCUUGAUGAGUGUCGACUAAAUCUAAAUUUCCAUGACAAUCAAAGAUUGUCAGAUGUAAAAGAACGUGCCUCAGUGGAUGUGCUGCUGACAAACCUCAUCCAGGGGAAUCUACUUCCUUCUGCUCUCCUCUGGAUAACCUCUCGACCAGCAGCAGCCAAUCAGAUCCCUCCUGAGUUUGUAGAUCAAGUCACAGAGGUGCGAGGCUUUAAUGAUUCUCAGAAGGAGGAGUAUUUCAGCAAGAGAAUAAGUGAUCAGAGCCUUGGUGAUAGAAUCAUCACACAUAUCAAAUCAUCAAGAAGCCUGUACAUCAUGUGUCACAUACCAGUCUUCUGUUGGAUUUCAGCCACUGUUCUAGAAAGAAUGUUGGGUGAAGCAGAGAAUGCAGAGAUCCCCAAGACUCUUACACAAAUGUUUACGCACUUCCUGAUCUUUCAGACCAAGCUAAAGACUCAAAGGUAUGAUGGGAAACAUGAAAUAGAUUUUCAUCAGAUUAGAAGGAGCAUUUGGUCACUAGGAAAGUUGGCUUAUGAGCAACUUGAAAAAGGGAACCUGAUCUUCUAUGAGGAGGACCUGAGAGAAUGUGGCAUUGAUGUCAGAGAAGUGUCAGUGUAUUCAGGAGUUUGUACUCAGAUCUUCAGAGAGGAGUCUGGACUGCAGCUUGGGAAGGUCUACAGCUUUGUACAUCUGAGCAUCCAGGAGUUUCUAGCUGCUCUAUUUAAGAUGCUCUCCAUGUCUAAACAAAAAGCAAGACUUCGAAAUGUGCUCAGGUUUUCUAUGACUGAUUUACUGAAGAAAGAAGUGGACAAGUCCUUACAGAGUGAGAAUGGACAGUGGGAUCUUUUCCUCAGAUUUCUUCUGGGUCUCACACUAGAGUCUAAUCAGAUUCUCUUACAAGGCCUCCAGAGAAAGACAGUAAGCAGCUCUCAUAACAGUCAGGAAACAGUUGCUUACAUUAAAAAGAAAAUCAUGGAAAAUAUAUACUCAGAGAAAUCCAUCAACUUGUUUCACUGUCUAAAUGAAAUGAAUGAUCGAACUUUAGUGCAGGAAGUCCAAACAUAUGUGAGCAAAAAAGGUGUCCGUCGUCUCUCUGGAGUCAAACUAUCUCGUGCUCAGUGGUCGGCUCUGGUGUUUGUGAUACUGAACUCUGAAGAAGAGCUGGAUGAGUUUAAACUAAGUAAAUAUGAUCCAUCAGAAGAAUGUCUUCUGAAACUUCUACCAGUGGUCAAAGCAUCUAGAAAAGCUGAACUGUGUGACUGUAAUAUUACAGAGAAGGGUUGUGCUGCUCUGGCUUUAGCUUUUAGAUCAAACCCCUCACACCUGAGAGAACUGAAUCUGAACAACAAUAAACUAGGAGACUUAGGAAUGAAGCUGCUCGCUGCUGGCCUGGAGGAUCCACAAUGUCAACUGGAAAAAUUACAGCUGUGUGACUGUAAUAUUACAGAGGAAGGCUUUGCUGCUCUGGCUUCAGCUUUGAGAUCAAACCCCUCACACCUGAGAGAACUGAAUUUGAGCCGUAAUAAACCAGGAGACUCAGGAGUGAAGCUGCUCUCUGCUGUACUAAAGGAUCAACACUGUAAACUGGAGAAACUAUGCCUUUUCAGUUGUGAUAUUACAGAGGAAGGUUGUGCUGCUCUGGCUUCAGCUCUGAGAUCAAACCCCUCACAUCUGAGAGAACUGGAUCUGCGCUUUAAUAAACCAGGAGACUCAGGAGUGAAGAUGAUCUCUGAUGUACUAAAGAAUCCACAUUGUAAACUAAAGAAACUAAAGUUGUGGGAAUGUAAUUUUGGAGAGGAAGGCUGUGCUGCUCUGGCUUCAGCUUUGAUAUCAAACCCAUCACACCUGAGAGAACUGAAUCUGAACAAUAAUAAACCAGGAGAUUCAGGAGUGAAGCUGCUCUCUACUCUGCUAGGGAAUCCACUUUGUAAACUAGAGAUUUUAGGGCUGUGGGAAUGUAAUUUUGGAGAGGAAGGCUGUGUUGCUCUGGCUUCAGCUUUUGGAUCAAACCCUUCAUACGUGAAAGAACUGAAUCUGAGCUUUAACAAACCAGGAGAUUUAGGAGUGAAGCUGCUCUCUGAUCUACUUAAGGAUCCCAGCUGUAAACUGGAGAAACUAUGGCUGUGUGACUGCAGUAUUACAGAGGAAGGUUGUGCUGCUCUGGCUUCAGCUCUGAGAUCAAACCCCUCACACCUGAGGGAAUUAGAUCUACGCUUUAAUAAACUAGGAGACUCGGAAGAGAAACUGCUUUCUGAUUUACGGAGGGAUCCGGGCUGUAAACUGGAGAAAUUAGAUAUUUACAGUGUUUAACAGUCACACAUUCAUAAUGGAACCUUCAAGAGCUUCAGCUGGUAAACCAAAACAGACACUUAUUGAACUGAACAAGAAUCUAAACUGAAUAAACACUGUUAUUAAUCCAGCAGAUUUAUAAGUGAAUUAUAUGUUUUAUAAAUACGCACAGUUUGAAACUUAAUAUAUUAUAUUAUAUAUUCAGAGAAAAGUAACUGUAAAUAAUAUUAAUGUGAAAAUGUAGCUAAACUUUGCAAAACAAUGGCCCUCCAGGACCAGGAAUGCCCACCCCUCUUCUAGGGGGUCCAUUUCAGAGAAAUAAAAAAAGUUUAUUUAUUAAUUUAGCUCCAACUUCUUGCUACAUACAGAUUUGCUUUGUAUCUUUUUUAGUGUGUUUUCUGUAUUAGAGUCCCCUUUACCUCUAGGGUUCAUAAAGCAGAAUUCUCUGUAAAGCUGCUGUAGUACAAAAAUAUUGAAUUGAACAUGUUUCAAAAACAGCUUCAUGUUACAAUAAGUGUAGCCAACCAAUUUUAUAUUUGUUAUACAUAAUUUGUAAAUUGCUAUGUAUAUGUAUAUAAAGGGGGUCCCUAACAAAAUGUUAAUCGUAUUUGGGGGUCCUUGACAUCAUAACGUUUAAAACCCCUGGUAUAGAUAACUUUCAAUGCUUAAACAUAAUCCUCAUGCUCAAUUGUACAAAAAAAACCCAGACCAUAACAUUGUAUGCACACUCCAUGGGUGGCAUUUUAAACAAAAAGCUACAUUUUUAUUAGUCCAAGGUCUCAAUCUCAGUGUCUUCUUCUGGUUUAUUAUAACAAUUUUGCAGAGAUUCAGUGUCUAAAUAGUUUUUUUAUUAUUUUCUUUAAAGCAGUAAUUUUCCACACAUAAUUAGUUCCAAAUUUAUACAAGAGUAAUGGACCACUGCGGCUUUCUUCUUUGUCUGUAUUGUAUGUACAGUAUGUUAGACUGGGAUUUUUCUAGUUUAUUAGUUUUAAUGUGAUCUUGUUCCUGGCCACCAAUAUUUUCAUGCCAGCGUGUAUAAUGUUAUACUGACUACAAUACUUGUGUAAGCUCUUUCCACAACAUCUUUGACACAUAAAAGCAUUAUGUUGCCUUUUAAUAAAUGUGUUAAUUCAUAGUCUGAGAUAUUUCUUUUUCUUAAGAACUUGUCUUCAAAAGCUUGUCUGUUGAUGUCUGUUUAGAGGCUUUCUUGUGUGCCAGCUUCAGAAGAGGAUCCUUUAGGGACGACGGCCAUGCAAACCGACUUUUGGCAGUGUGCGGCGUAUGGUCUGAGCACUGACAAUCUAACCUUCCACUUCUGCAAAAUAAAAGAAUAAAACAAUUCUGCACCUGACGCACAACACAAGUACUCAGCUUUUUUGAUUGACCUUGCAAGUCCUGUUCUGGGUGGAACCACAAAACCUAUGACUCUGGCCAUUGUACUGUCUGUAACUCAGUUUCAGGGUGUUACCGAUCUCCUUAUAGCCUAGACCAAGGGUCUUUAACCUUUUGUUGGAUAAAUCAAUCUGGAGGGCUACUUUUUUGAUAUAGUCUACUCAAAACUUUUUUGUUUUACUUGUUGAUUUUAUUUUAUUUUAUUUUACUUGUUGAUAUGUUUUAUUACUGUUUACAAUGUAAACAUAC
Messenger RNA from Misgurnus anguillicaudatus (oriental weatherfish), 5346 nucleotides. NCBI's taxonomy places the organism in Eukaryota, Metazoa, Chordata, Actinopteri, Cypriniformes, Cobitidae. The record is from RefSeq and is a predicted model, not a curated record.